AUGAAGAAGAAGGUAGAUCCCCGCGUGCGCCAGCUCGUAGAGAGUUGCGUGGAUGCUCGCGAAAGGGCUUUCUUGGUGCUUGUAGGGGAUAGAGGGCGAGAACAAGUGGUGUCUCUCCAUUACCUCCUCUGCAAGCUGUGUCCUCGUAAGCCAUCCGUCCUGUGGUGCUACAAGAAGGAUCUCGGGUUCUCCUCUCACAGGAAGAAGCGGCAAAAGCAACUGCAGAAGAAGAUCAGCAGGGGCGUCUACGAUCCGAAUGUCGAUGAUCCUUUUGAGCUCUUCGUAUCGAGCACGGAUAUCCGCUACGUGUACUACAAAGACACGCAGCAGAUCCUCGGCCAGACUUUCGGGAUGUGCGUUCUCCAAGACUAUGAGGCCUUGACGCCAAAUAACCUGUGUCGCACCGUGGAGACUGUGCAGGGGGGGGGUCUUAUCUGCCUCUUGCUGCAUUCUUUCGCGUCGCUAAACCAGCUCUACGCACUUGCAAUGGACAUACACUCCAGAUACAAGACGCAGGCGUUCUCAGAGGUACACCCACGCUACACAGAGCGCUUUCUUCUCUCUCUAGUGUCGUGCCGUCGCUGCCUCAUCCUCGAUGACGAGCUGAACAUUCUGCCGAUCAACGGAGGUCCCCAUCUAGGGGCUGCUCCAGAUCCCGAGAUCCUGAUGCAGCAGCAGGAAGAGCGGCAGCAGCUGCAACUCAUCAAGGAGAAAGUGCAGCACGCGCCUCCCCUAGAUGCCCUCGUGAGGCUAUGCGCGACCACGGACCAGGCAAAUGCCGUCCUAGCUUUUCUGGAUUGCCUGUGCAGCUGUAGGAGCUUCCGGAGUCAUGCUGAGACGGCUCCAGCAGGGAAAACGCCUUCCGCUGCCAAUGCAGGAGGAAGUUACCAAACAGUAGCGCUCACUGCAGGAAGGGGUCGAGGGAAAUCGGCGGCUCUCGGCCUGGCGAUCGCGGCAGCAGUGUCUCUGGGUGUCAGCAGCAUUUUUGUGUGUGCGCCUGCGGUCGAGAACGUACAAACGCUUUUCGAGUUUGUGCAGAAGGGUUUGGUUGCAACUGGUCUGCGUGAACAGCUUGACUUUCAGGUGACCUUAGAGGUCGUGGGAGCAGCUGCACGAGUUUCUGCCGCCGCUGAUGUGUCUGGGGGUGCUGCUUCGGGGUUGUAUCAGCGGCAGACCGUGAAGGCUAUCACGAAGGUGGACGUGUACAAGCAGCACAGACAGCGCAUCCAGUUCGUGUUCCCCAGUGAGCACGAGGCCCUUAGGCAGGCCGAGCUCCUGGUUGUAGACGAGGCAGCCAGCAUCCCCUUGCCGAUCGUGAAGAAGCUGCUCGGUGAGUCUGCGGGCCCUUAUCUGGUGUUGCUCUCCUCGACGAUCAACGGCUACGAGGGAACCGGACGUUCCUUGUCUCUUAAGCUGUUGAGCGACUUGCGACGGGGGUCUAAGGGGGCCCCCGGCCAGGAGGCGAGGGGCCCCCCUCCCCGCCAGCUGAAGGAGCUGAGUCUGCGCACGCCGAUUCGAUAUGCGUCCGGAGACGCUGUAGAGCAGUGGCUGCACGACCUGCUCUGUCUGGACGCCACGACUGCUCCCCCGUUGGACCCAGAGAAGGGCCUGCCUUCCCCUAAGAGCUGCAGCCUUUACCUAGUGAAUCGUGAUGCCUUAUUUUCGUAUCACCCGGCGAGCGAGGCCUUUCUCCAGCGUCUUCAGGGCCUCUUUGUUUCUUCGCACUACAAGAACAGCCCGAAUGAUCUGCAGCUCCUGGCGGACGCCCCUGCACACCUCGUCUUUGCCUUUAUGCAAACAGUUGACGACCAGCAGGAUAGUUUACCGGAUGUGUUUUGUGCCAUUCAGGUGGCAAUAGAGGGGGCCCUGUCGCGAGGGGCCAUACGAGAGGCCCUUGGACGAGGCCUUAGGCCUGCAGGCGAUCUUCUUCCAUGGACGCUUGCCCAGGCAUUUGGGGACGAAGACGUUGGUAUUCUCUCUGGGGCCCGAAUCGUCAGGAUUGCCGUGCAUCCGAGUUUGCAGCGCAUGGGAUUUGGCUCGGCAGCGCUGCAGCAGCUGGUUGAUUUCUUUGAAGGGCGAGGACUUGCUCUGCAGGAACCUCCGGAGUUCAGAUCCUUCUUUCAAGGCCGGUCCGAAACGGAAAGGCAGCAGCGAGACAAGUCGAAGAAGGCGAAAGUUUCCAAAGUGGAUGGAGACAUUGAAGACCUUGACGCGGAAGUCGGUACGUCCGAGGGGGAGGAGUCGGCGGAGGACGAGGAGACGGAUGCAGAGGCGGCAGAAGAGCGGAAGGCGGCAGGCAGGCUCAAGGGCGCCUCCGCAAAGGCCAAGAAGACUUCUAAGUCUGCGGGAGCUACUGCAGUGGCCUUUUCUGAAAUCACCUCGGAGCAGUUUAAACCCCGAGUGACGCCUCCCCUGCUGUGCCCCUGCAGCCGCAGUCGUCCUCCUUUUUCCGUGGAUUACUUCGGUACCGCGUUUGGACUUACUGAUCAGCUGCUCCGCUUCUGGAGCCGUAGGGGCUUUGUCCCGGUGUAUCUACGGCAGCAGCCGAACGACGUGACCGGUGAACACAGCUGCAUCAUGCUGAGGCCAGCAGCAGCUGCUCCUCCGGAAGGGUUUGGUGCUGCUGCAGCUGACGGCAGCACCAGGCGCGAGGAGAGCCAUAAGAGAGGCCUCUUUGGAGGGCUCGACGCCGUGGCAGAGACAAAUCAAGCGGCAGACGGCCAGUGGGUACACCUCUUUGCUGUAGACUUUCGUCGGCGAUUCGUUGAGCUGACGGGGGGCCCCUUUCGCCAUAUGCCGAUUUCUUUGGCGCUCGCCACCGCUUCGGAAGGAGCCAAGGGACAGCAGCAAGAGGGCAAGUUGCCUCCUUUGAACGCGAAGACGCUCAUGGAAUUCUUUACACUUCACGACUUGGGGCGUCUGCAGAAGUACUCUCAGCAGCUUGCCGACAUAUCUCUUGUUACCGACUUGGUCCCUCUGCUGUGCUCUCUCUAUUUUGGGGGGAGGCUGAGGGAUGUGCGCCUCUCCUUCCUCCAGGAGGCAGCACUUCUAGGCAUGGGAGGACAGCGCAGGCAGCCGGAUUCUCUUGCCGCUGAAUUCUCAGUGCCGAUUACCCAGAUCCUGGCCCUUUUUAAUAAGGCAAUGGUUAAAAUUCAUCAGCAUUUACGCGGCUUGCUGGAAGCCGAAGAGGCUUUGGCUUUCGCCGCAGCGUCCACCAGGCGGGUGGCUGUAAAGCAGGGAGAAGCAGUGGGAGGAGUUGAUGCCCAGGGUCCUCUGGCAGAGGAGCAGCAGGCGGAUGCGGACAAAGUUCUGAAGCAGCAGAAGCAGCAGCUUAAGAAGAUCAAAGAGGCGCUUGGCCAUGAUGCGCUAGAGAAGUACAGCGUGAGUGAGAUCAGCAAGGAGGAUAUCGUGGGGGUGACAGGAGGCCGCGAGGUCUCAGGAUCAAUUUCUGUCCGUAAGGAGAGCAAAGUCCCGAGCGCGGAGGAUCAGAAGGAGUCGAAAACACAUAAAAGCAAGAAAUUCAAGAAUAUGGCGUUCUAG
Cyclospora cayetanensis is the source of this 3540-nucleotide messenger RNA. RefSeq names its product RNA cytidine acetyltransferase. The record is from RefSeq and is a predicted model, not a curated record. Gene Ontology annotation, molecular function: 18S rRNA cytidine N-acetyltransferase activity; ATP binding; tRNA binding. Gene Ontology annotation, cellular component: 90S preribosome; nucleolus. Gene Ontology annotation, biological process: rRNA acetylation involved in maturation of SSU-rRNA. Bases 1 to 3540 code for a protein of 1179 amino acids. Lineage: Eukaryota; Apicomplexa; Conoidasida; Eucoccidiorida; Eimeriidae. The transcript is spliced from 12 exons.